AUGUCGUUCUUUGAUCUUGCGAAUAAUCCAACAACUGCAAUUAAAUCGAAAUCGAGUGAAAGGAGCCAAGCAAUCGAUAUUUCCAACUUUCGUCCGAAGAAUAAAAAACCCAUCGGGGUGGAUUGGGAUGUCAAUCCGGGAGAUAUACUAUCAUGGAGUGAUUACAGGGCGACCAAUGUUUAUUUUGUUACUGAUAAGAGACUUCUUCGCAAAAAUCGAGACACGUCUGGUUCUGGCUUUUUGACAAUUCCACUUUCGAUUACACGACUCUUCCCAUCUGCGCUGCAACAUUAUGCCUCAGUAUUGGAGAGUGAAUCUGACCUGAUUUCGGCAAUCGAACUUGCUCCGACGGAUGGGAUUUUUGCUGAAAAAUUCGGAUCGCCAUUGCCCGACACGAUUCGUCAAAGAACGGAUAUUUCAUUCGUAUACAANCAGCUGUAA
This is a messenger RNA of Adineta ricciae, 441 nucleotides long. NCBI's taxonomy places the organism in Eukaryota, Metazoa, Rotifera, Eurotatoria, Adinetida, Adinetidae. The record is from the annotation of a GenBank genome assembly.